This is a messenger RNA of Notothenia coriiceps (black rockcod), 747 nucleotides long. RefSeq names its product sodium- and chloride-dependent betaine transporter-like. Gene Ontology annotation, molecular function: amino acid:sodium symporter activity. Gene Ontology annotation, biological process: nitrogen compound transport; sodium ion transmembrane transport; amino acid import across plasma membrane. The record is from RefSeq and is a predicted model, not a curated record. Bases 1 to 747 code for a protein of 248 amino acids. Lineage: Eukaryota; Metazoa; Chordata; Actinopteri; Perciformes; Nototheniidae. The transcript is spliced from 6 exons. Gene Ontology annotation, cellular component: plasma membrane.
AUGACUUGCAGAGGAAGGACUCUCAGGGAGCAGUGGAUCAGAGCAAAGUACGAGAGGAAGGAGUUCUGUGAGCCUGGGAACCACUUACUAUAUGAGGAAGGUGCCUUCUUGUUCCCUUAUCUUACCAUGGUGCUCCUGUGUGGCCUUCCUCUGCUCUUCAUGGAGUUUUCUAUUGGGCAGUACACUCGAUUAGGGCCAGUGCAUGCUCUCGCCAGAAUCUGCCCCUUGUUGAAAGGUGUUGGUCUGGCCACAGUUUUCAUUUCCUUUGUGUUCUGCACCUACUACAAUGUGCUCAUGAGCUGGGCACUGUUUUAUUUAUUCAACUCGUUCGGGGCGACGCUGCCCUGGACUUCCUGCAACAACACCUGGAACGUUGUCGAAAACUGUUCCAGUGGUUUCCCCGGCAACACCAGCCACCUGCAGUCUGCCAGCCAGCAGUUCUUCGAUCAAAGACUUUUGCAGAAAACGAAUGGCAUUGAAGAAAGUGGCGGCGUGCGCUGGGAGCUCUUUGGCUUUCUCAUUCUUUCCUGGGUCAUUGUGUAUUUGUGCAUAUUUAAAGGAGUCAAAUCGACAGGCAAGGUCGUGUAUUUCACCGCUGUUUUCCCGUACUUCAUUCUGUUUGCCCUGCUCAUAAACAAUGUGCAGCUCCCUGGAGCCAAGAAUGGCAUCCUCUACUUUGUGACACCCGUCUGGGACAAACUGUUUGAAGUGAAGGUGAGACUGUUAAUGAGCGAGUGCAAAAAGUAA